Molecule: messenger RNA, 2658 nt
Organism: Gigantopelta aegis
Lineage: Eukaryota; Metazoa; Mollusca; Gastropoda; Neomphalida; Peltospiridae
Product: lysosomal acid phosphatase-like
Exons: 11
Coding region: 50-1309 (419 amino acids)
Biological process (GO): dephosphorylation
Molecular function (GO): phosphatase activity
Source: RefSeq, a predicted model, not a curated record
AGUGGGAAGGAUAACAGUGAACUAUAAGAAAUGUCCUCGUUCAACAACCAUGAUUCUUUCUAACUAUGAACAUUUCCUUUCUGUUUUAUUGUUAAUAGUGUUUUUGGAUGGUGUUUCUGUGUCGCAACCAAGUCUUCGAUUGGUUCAAGUGAUUUAUCGCCAUGGAGAUCGAAGUCCAACAUUUACUUACCCUACAGAUCCCCAUCAGGAAGAUGCAUGGCCUCAAGGAUUUGGUCAGCUAUCAACGGUUGGAAUGGCACAAGCAUAUGAACUGGGUCAGUUUCUAAGACAGCAAUACUCUGGAUUUUUGAAUUCCACAUAUAUCCGGUCACAGAUUCAUGUGCGGAGUUCGGACAAGGACCGCACAUUGAUGACGGCUUCCACUGUACUGUGGGGGCUGUUUCCCGCGUCGGGCUCCCAGGUAUGGAAACCAGGCAGCACGUGGCAGCCCAUCCCUGUCCACACCGUCCCAUUGGACGAAGACUUGCUCAUCUAUGCCCAUUGCCCAGCUUAUGACAAGCUGUACAAGAAAUUGUUGGCCUCACCUAUUGGCCAGAAGAUUGAACAUAAGAAUAAGGCAUUAAUUGAUUAUAUGGCUAAACAUUCAGGAUUGAAGCCAUCCCUGAUAAAUCUACUGGAGAUAACAAACCCUUUAUUCUGUGAGAAGGCGAACAACAUGGAUUUUCCAGAGUGGCUUAAGAAAGACAAUACGUUUGAGAAAAUCAUGAAAUUUUGGGAUGUGAAAGCUCAGUUGAAAGUUAAUACAACAGAUUUGAUCAGAAUUAAAGUGGGUGUUCUUUUAGGAGAAUUACAGCAGCAUAUUGACCACUUGAUUACUUAUCGAAAUAUAUCUGAAAAGAUGUUCAUGUAUUCAGCGCAUGACACCAAUAUUGCUGCUAUUUUGAAUGGUCUCAAGUUGUUUGAUGGCCACCACCCCGAGUACUGCUCCUGUCUGAUGUUUGAGCUAUACGAGAUUUCUAACCACUCGUUUGGAGUCCAGCUGUAUUACAGAGAACAUGCCAGCCAACAAACCCAGCUCCUCAAAAUACCAGGCUGUUCAUCUUCAAUGUGUUCUGUCGAGGAGUUUGCAUCAGUGUUGAAAGAUCUGAUCCCAGCAGACCCUAAAGCAAGCUGUAGUGGUAAAGAAGAACCUUCAGAAGAUGUCUCCGCCACAGACACAACAAUAACAGCACUUGUUUUCUUCACUCUGGCAUUCCUGAUGGUGAUAGUGGCAGUGAUCAUAUUGAUUCGGCAUUGUUUACAACGAAAAAAAACUUUUCAUUACAGAGCAGUGAAAUUAGAUGUGUAGAACAUUCCUCAACGUAAACACCUCUUCAAUUUUAACUCCGUUUUAAAGGGACGGACCCUAGUUUGUAAACACUAAGGAAUACUUUUCAUUACAGAGCAGUGAAAUUAGAUGUGUAGAACGUUCCUCAACGUAAACACCUCUUCAAUUUUAACUCCGUUUUAAAGGGACAGACCCUAGUUUGUAAACACUAAGGAAUACUUUUCAUUACAGAGCAGUGAAAUUAGAUGUGUAGAACGUUCCUCAACGUAAACACCUUCAAUUUUAACUCCGUUUUAAAGGGACAGACCCUAGUUUUUAAACACUAAGGAAUACUUUUCAUUACAGAGCAGUGAAAUUAGAUGUGUAGAACGUUCCUCAACGUAAACACCUCUUCAAUUUUAACUCUGUUUUAAAGGGACAGACCCUAGUUUUUAAACACUAAGGAAUACUUUUCAUUACAGAGCAGUGAAAUUAGAUGUGUAGAACGUUCCUCAACGUAAACACCUCUUCAAUUUUAACUCCGUUUUAAAGGGACGGACCCUAGUUUGUAAACACUAAGGAAUACUUUUCAUUACAGAGCAGUGAAAUUAGAUGUGUAGAACGUUCCUCAACGUAAACACCUCUUCAAUUUUAACUCCGUUUUAAAGGGACAGACCCUAGUUUUUAAACACUAAGGAAUACUUUUCAUUACAGAGCAGUGAAAUUAGAUGUGUAGAACGUUCCUCAACGUAAACACCUCUUCAAUUUUAACUCCGUUUUAAAGGGACGGACCCUAGUUUGUAAACACUAAGGAAUACUUUUCAUUACAGAGCAGUGAAAUUAGAUGUGUAGAACGUUCCUCAACGUAAACACCUCUUCAAUUUUAACUCCGUUUUAAAGGGACAGACCCUAGUUUUUAAACACUAAGGAAUACUUUUCAUUACAGAGCAGUGAAAUUAGAUGUGUAGAACGUUCCUCAACGUAAACACCUCUUCAAUUUUAACUCUGUUUUAAAGGGACAGACCCUAGUUUUUAAACACUAAGGAAUACUUUUCAUUACAGAGCAGUGAAAUUAGAUGUGUAGAACGUUCCUCAACGUAAACACCUCUUCAAUUUUAACUCUGUUUUAAAGGGACAGACCCUAGUUUGUAAACACUAAGGAAUACUUUUCACCUAGACCCUAGUUUGAACACGUAAAAAUGGACACUAUGUUUGGUUAAUUUACAAACCUCUAACACAUUUGAAUACAACAGAGUGGAACAAGAGUCUGUUACGUUGAAAUACCCUUAAAAAAUAGACUAAAACGCGACUCCAUAAUCAUUACCUCUCAGACGCAUGUGCUUUUUUUAAAAUAUGAAAAAUGCAUUUUGUGGUAUUAGAAACACCAGGAU